CUUCAUGAAGCGAGCAUGUAGAUCAGUUGAGAUCGGGACACGCACAGGAUCGCUGUAUGGUCGAAUGCAUGAGCGAAUGAUCAUGUGUGAUCGCAAUGCAUCUCUGCUGUAGCUGGUACAUGCAAAUCAAAGCCCUGAACAUGGCAGAGCUGAUGCGUACAUGAGCCGAACACUCAAAUCAACGCCUUAAAGGUGCUGCGCACUUACAGGAUUGAUCGGAUUGGUGUGUGAUCGAUCAAUGAGGAUCUGAAUCAUGUCAAGCGGACAGGACGAGAGCACAGUCCGGGUGGCGCUCAGGAUUCGUCCUCAGCUGGCAAAAGAAAAGAUUGAGGGAUGUCACAUCUGCACAUUUGUGACCCCUGGCGAACCCCAGGUGGUUCUGGGAAAGGACAAGGCCUUCACGUAUGACUAUGUGUUUGACAUGGACUCAACGCAGGACACCAUCUAUGCCAACUGCACUGAGAAACUCAUCGAAGGAUGCUUUGAGGGUUAUAAUGCCACUAUAUUUGCCUACGGACAGACAGGGUCAGGGAAGACGUAUUCGAUGGGGACGGGCUUUGACGUGGCCAUACCAGACGAGGAGCUGGGCAUCAUCCCACGGGCGGUCAGUCACCUAUUUAAAGGCAUCGAGCAGAGACGCCAGGCUGCCGCAGAUCAGGGUCGACCCGUCCCAGAGUUCAAGAUCAGCGCGCAGUUUCUGGAGUUGUAUAAUGAGGAGGUGUUGGAUCUUUUCGACACCACGCGUGACUUGGAGAUGAGGAAGCAGAAAUCGCACAUUAAAAUCCACGAGGAUGCCAAUGGCGGCAUCUACACCGUAGGCGUGACAACACGCACAGUCUCCUCAGAGGCAGAAAUGAUGCAGUGUCUGAAGCUGGGCGCUCUCUCCCGCACCACUGCUAGCACUCAGAUGAAUGUACAGAGUUCUCGAUCUCACGCCAUCUUCACCAUUCACAUCUGUCAAGUGCGGGUUUGUGCACCGGGGGAAAACCCCCCAGAGGAGGAUAGCGAAACAGACAAUCGACUGGCCAACAGCUCGUCUGAGAUGGAAGAGUUUGAAACACUCACAGCCAAGUUUCACUUUGUGGAUCUGGCUGGAUCAGAGAGACUCAAGAGGACGGGGGCCACAGGGGACCGAGCCAAAGAGGGCAUCUCCAUUAACUGUGGAUUGCUGGCAUUAGGGAAUGUCAUCAGUGCUUUAGGAGACAGAAGCAAACGAUCAACGCAUGUGCCUUACCGAGACUCCAAACUCACUCGCCUUCUGCAGGAUUCACUGGGCGGAAACAGUCGUACAGUGAUGAUCGCCUGCAUCAGCCCAUCAGAUCAGGACUUCAUGGAAACCCUGAACACACUGAAGUACGCCAACAGAGCACGCAACAUCAAGAACAGGGUGGUGGUGAACCAGGACAAGGCCAGUCAGCAGAUCAGUGCACUUAGGACGGAGAUUGCCCGACUGCAGAUGGAGCUCAUGGAGUACAGAACGGGGAAGCGUAUGGUUGGAGAGGAUGGGCUGGAAAGCAUCAACGACAUGUUCCAUGAGAACUCAAUGCUGCAGAUAGAGAACAAUAAUCUGCGCAUGCGUGUGAAGGCCAUGCAGGAAGCCAUCGACGCUCAGGGCGCUCGACUCACACAGCUGCUGAGUGAACAGGCCAAUCAGGUGCUCUCCAGAGCAGGUGAAGGCAGUGAGGAGAUUGGAAAUAUGAUUCAGAAUUACAUCAAGGAGAUUGAGGAUCUCAGAGCCAAACUUCUGGAGAGUGAAGCAGUGAAUGAAAACCUGAGGAGAAACCUCACGCGAGCGUCCAGCCGUCCUCCGUUUUACGCAUCUUCUGGAACCUUUUCUCCGGCCCUGCUGGGGCCCGACCCGAGCCAAGAGACCUCUGACAUCAUUGAGAUCGCCAAGAAAGAUCUGGAGAAACUGAAGAGGAAGGAGAAGAAGAAAAAGAAGAGACUCCAGCAGCUGCUGAGCGACAAGAAAGAGGAGGAUGAGGAGGAAGAGGUGGAGGAAGACAGUGCCAACAAAGAUGAAACACCUGAGGGCGAACAGAAGAUUGGCGAGAGAGAGCAGUUAGAAUCGACCAAUCAAGAGCCAGAGAUGGAGACCAGUGACCGUGAGGAGGGGGAUGGAGAGGAAGAUGAGGAGGAAGUUGAGGAAGAGGAAAUGGAUGCUGAGGAGAGCUCUGACGAGUCUGACUCUGACCUGGAUGAGAAGGAGGACUUCCAAGCAGAUCUGGCCAACAUCACGUGUGAGAUCGCCAUCAAGCAGAAGCUGAUCGAUGAGCUUGAGAACAGUCAGAGACGUCUGCACACGCUCAAACAACAAUAUGAGCAGAAACUCAUGAUGCUGCAGUGCAAAAUCAGAGACACGCAGCUGGAGCGAGAUCGUGUACUGCAAAACAUGGGCUCAGUGGAGUCAUGCUCUGAGGACAAGACCAAACGGAUAAAAGCAGAGUACGAGAAGAAACUCAGUGUCAUGAACAAAGAGCUCCAUAAACUCCAGGCGGCUCAGAAGGAACACGCUCGCCUACUGAAGAACCAAUCUCAGUACGAGAAACAACUGAAGAAACUACAGCUGGAUCUGGCAGAAAUGAAGAAAACCAAAGUGCGUCUGAUGAAGCAGAUGAAGGAGCAGCAGGAGAAGAGCAGGAUGGCAGAAUCCCGCAGGAACCGAGAGAUCGCCACACUGAAAAAGGACCAGCGCAAACAGGAGCAUCAGCUAAAACUGCUCGAAGCUCAAAAGCGACAACAGGAACUUAUUCUGCGAAGGAAGACUGAGGAGGUGACCGCUUUGAGAAGACAGGUGCGACCCAUAUCAGGAAAGGUCACACGAAAGGUGAAUCUGCCAGAGACAAGCCAGGACCUCUCUCACAGACCACCCGCAGGUCGCACAUACUCGGCCUCAGGGGCACCUAAUGGAACCAGAUUAUACCAUCGCAGACCGGUUGGAAUAUACUCUACUCGAGUGGCUCGUGGGAAAUGGCAGAGUCUGGAACGCCGUAUCUCCGAUAUUAUCAUGCAGCGCAUGACCAUUUCCAACAUGGAGACAGACAUGAAUCGUCUUCUAAAGCAACGUGAAGAGCUGACGCGCCGGCGGGACAAGAUCAGCAGGAAGAGGGAGAGACUGCUGGCGGAAGAACCGGAGGUAGAAAAAGACGUUCAGUCUCUGAAUGAGGAGCUGGAGUCUCUGCUGGCCAACAUCGACUACAUCAAUGACAGCAUCUCUGACUGCCAGGCCAACAUCAUGCAGAUGGAGGAAGCAAAGGAGGAAGGUGAUGCUGUUGAUGUUUCGGCUGUGGUUGGUUCCUGCACUCUGACUGAAGCUCGAUUCCUACUGGACCAUUUUAUGUCCAUGGCCAUCAACAAGGGUCUGCAGGCUGCCCAGAAGGAAUCUCAGAUAAAGGUGUUGGAGGGGCGUCUUAAGCAAACUGAGAUCAACAGUGCCACUCAAAACCAGCUGCUCUUCCACAUGCUGAAAGAGAAGGCAGAGUUUAACCCAGAACUUGAUGCAUUGUUGGGGAAUGCUCUGCAAGAACUAGGUAACAUGCCCUUGGAAAAUGGAGAUGAUAGUAGUAGUGACGAAUCAACCCCAAGUCCUGCAGUGGAAGGAAACACCCUGGCCUCAGACCUCAUGAAGUUAUGUGGUGAGACUAAAUCUAGGACUAAGGCACGAAGAAGGACCACUACUCAGAUGGAGUUACUCUAUGUAAACAACUGUGAUUCUGGCCCGGACACACCAACAAGAGACUUCUCUGUCCCUCUACACCCAAUGGCUGAGACAUCCGAGGGAGCCGGAGACCUGGAGUCAGCUGGAAAUACAGUUAGAGAUCGUGACUACAUGCUCCCUCCUGCUGGCUUGUCCUCUAGAAUGGGUAGCAUUAGCAGCUCUGGCAACAGACUUCCAGCAGGUGGGCAAAAGAGAGUCCCGGAACCAUCCCCUCUGUCUCGCAGGAAGACUUAUGACAAGGGACAAGCCCUGGCUGACAAGGCCAAAGCCAAAGAGAUCACACAAGGUGUGAUCAACCCUGUUCCUGUGUUGAAGAGCAGUCGUGGCGGCUCUCUGCAGUGUGUUCAUAUAGCCGAGGGUCACAGUAAAGCUGUAUUGUGUGUCGACUCUACAGAUGACCUACUCUUCACCGGGUCAAAAGACCGAACAUGUAAGGUGUGGAACCUGGUCACAGGACAGGAGAUCAUGUCUCUAGGUGGCCACCCCAACAACGUGGUAUCUGUGCGUUACAGCUCUAGUCUGGUGUUCACAGUCUCCACCUCCUACAUCAAAGUCUGGGACAUUCGAGACUCCGCAAAGUGCAUCCGGACACUCACAUCGUCAGGUCUGGUAAACACGGGUGACACAUGUGCCGCCAGUACGAACCGCACCGUGACCAUCCCAGCCGGUGAGAACCAGGUCAACCAGAUCUUUCUUAACCCGUCUGGAACCGUUCUCUACACUGCUGCAGGCAACUCUGUUCGUGUGUGGGACCUGAGACGAUUUGUGUGUACGGGGAAGCUAACGGGUCAUCUGGGUCCGGUCAUGUGCUUGACUGUUGAUCAGACUGGAAAUGGACAGGAUCUAGUUAUCACAGGCUCUAAGGAUCACUAUAUCAAGAUGUUUGAUGUGACAGAGGGUGCUGUGGGUAGCAUUAGCCCUACUCAUAACUUCGAGCCACCCCACUAUGAUGGCAUCGAGUCCCUGGUGGUUCAGGGAGACUGUCUGUUUAGCGGCUCUAGAGACAACGGGAUUAAGAAAUGGGACCUGACCCGCAAGGACCUACUACAGCAGGUACCCAACGCUCAUCGUGACUGGGUUUGUGCUCUGGGAGUCGUGCCGGCGUCUCCCAUCCUGCUGAGCGGCUGUAGAGGAGGAGUUCUCAAACUCUGGCACACGGACACCCUGAGUCCGCUGGGAGAACUCCGAGGCCAUGAGAGCCCCAUCAACAGCAUCUCUACCAACAGCAGUCAUCUGUUUACCGCAUCAGAUGACCGCACAGUGAAGAUCUGGCGUGCGAGACCAAGUCUGGACGGCGCCGCAGAUGUGGCCGACGCGAUUGACGAGGGCGUCAGUAACUGAUGACUCUUUCAAAGCCAACCCAACUGCAGUGUUACUACGGUAACGCAGCUGCCAAAGACAUUUGCACUUUGACCCCACUAAUAAAACAUGGAUAUCCAGUUGACUCUUUGGCAUCCAACACACAGAAUCUACUCGAAUCGGAAUCUUUUCACUAUGGUUCUUUUGGACGUUUCCCAGACUACACUGCGUCUUUAGUGAUGCCCCACAAUUAGGCGAAGUCGACGUCACAUGCUAAACAAAGCUCUUGUCCUUACAAUAACCAUGUCAGCUCGGUUAAUUCUAACAAUCAAGAAGAUGGCACUGAAAACAGUCAUGUUUGACGUAGAGUCCUGUUUGAGGAAGAGGAACCAGAUCUCCUGUAGCUGGCUUCAGUAUUCUGGUUUAUGGAAAUGGACAGAAUCUAAGGACUAACUGGGUGAAUCUCACUGUAACAAAUCCAGGUCAUAGUUCACCUCAAAAUAUUUUUAAAAAGUCAUCUAUCUGUCUAUCUAUCUAUCUAUCUAUCUAUCUAUCUAUCUAUCUA
Molecule: messenger RNA, 5582 nt
Organism: Labeo rohita (rohu)
Lineage: Eukaryota; Metazoa; Chordata; Actinopteri; Cypriniformes; Cyprinidae
Gene: kif21a
Product: kinesin family member 21A
Exons: 35
Coding region: 254-5059 (1601 amino acids)
Biological process (GO): mitotic spindle organization; microtubule-based movement
Molecular function (GO): microtubule motor activity; ATP binding; microtubule binding
Source: RefSeq, a predicted model, not a curated record